GACGUAUACAGAAAGUUCUUCCCAUCUUGUCAGAGAUUUGUAUUAAACAUGUAAUAGCAGGAAAGGAAGAAAAGGAUUAUUCUAUUUUAGACGCAUCCGGUGGAUGUAAUUACCCCUAGGGGUGGGGUCUGCUGUCAUUUAAAGCCAAAGAAGUGAAAAAAUUAUGUUGAUCACGUAAGGAACAUCACUGGAUGAUAUAAUUAUGGCGCGACCUAUUGUACCUAGUCAACAAAAGUUGGCUGAGAAGCUAACUAUUUUAAAUGACAGAGGUAUUGGAAUGUUAACCCGUAUUUAUAACAUAAAGAAGGCAUGUGGUGAUGCAAAAUCAAAGCCUGGUUUUCUUUCCGACAAAACUCUGGAGUCUUCUAUCAAGACAAUUGUCAGAAAGUUUCCUAAUAUUGACAUUAAAGGGCUUCAGACAAUUACAAACCUCCGUAAUGAGAUUAUUAAAUCUCUAUCUUUAUAUUAUUAUACUUUUGUUGAUCUGCUAGAUUUUAAAGAUAAUGUUUGUGAACUUUUGACUACAAUGGAUGCUUGCGGUGUACACAUGGAUAUCACAAUAAAUUUUGAUUUAACCAAAGGUUAUCUGGAUCUGGUUGUUACGUACGUCAGUUUGAUGAUACUUUUAUCGCAAGUAGAAGAUCGUAAAGCAGUCUUAGGAUUAUUUAAUGCAGCGCAUGAAAUGGUACACAGUCAAUCUGAUCCUAGUUUUCCUCGUUUGGGUCAAAUGAUUAUGGAUUACGAUGCACCACUGAAAAAGCUUUCAGAAGAAUUCGUGCCACACUUUAAAUUAUUGAAAAAUGCUCUCACUUCUUUGUGGCCUAUUUAUCCUGGAAGAAACUUAUCUGCAGAUACAUGGAGAGCAGAUCAAAAACUAAGUCUUGUUGGUAGUCCUGGAAAGAUACUUAAAGCAGCAGCAACAGAUACUAUGUCAUGUGAAACUUUAAGCUUGGACAGAAUAGAAAGAUGGAUUAUUUUAGGAUUUACACUUUGUCAUUCAUUUUUGAUACAUGAACAGCCUAGUAAACUCUGGACCACAGCUUUAGAGUCAGGCUGGGUAUUGGCUUUGUUUAGAGAUGAAGUAAUUUAUAUUCAUCACCACAUACAAACAUUUUUUGAAAGUAUAAAGGGAUACAGCAAAAGAGUAUCUGAAGUGAAAGAUUGUUAUAAUCAGGCAGUACAAAAAGCUGGUUACAGGCACAGGGAAAGAAGAAAAUUUUUAAGAACAGCACUAAAGGAACUAGGUUUAAUCUUAACCGACCAACCUGGUCUUCUGGGACCAAAAGCAUUGUUGGUUUUAAUGGGACUUUCUCAUGCAAGAGAUGAAGUUCUAUGGCUUUUAAGACAUGGUGUUAAUCCACCAACACAAGGAAAGGGCAAAGGAAGAGGAGGAGAGGAUUUAGUGGAUCGUCAAUUGCCAGAAUUAUUAUUUCACUGUGAAGAAUUAAGAGCAUUAGUAAAGAAAUAUUCUCAAGUACUCCAAAGGUAUUAUGUACAAUUUCUGUCAGGAUUUGAUGCACCCGCUUUAGAUCAAAUGAUUCAAAAUCUUCCAGUUUGUCCUGAAGAUGAAGGAGCAAUUCUUAGUGACAUGUGUUCAAAGAUAGCUAUUAUGACGGUGAAACAAGUUGAAGACAAUGAACUUUUUGACUUCCGUGCUUUUCGAUUGGAUUGGUUCAGAUUACAAGCAUAUAUGUCCAUUGCAAAAUGUAAUAUGAACCUAGCUGAUAAUAGAGAAUUAGCAUCCUUUAUGGAUACUGUAGUAUUUCAUACUAAAAUGGUUGAUAAUUUGGAUGAAAUGUUGGUGGAAACAUCUGAUUUAUCCAUCUUUUGCUUCUAUAGUAAAGUGUUUGAAGAUCAGUUUCACAUGUGCUUGGAAUUCCCUGCUCAAAACAGAUAUAUUGUUGCAUUUCCUCUAAUAUGUAGUCAUUUUCAAAGCUGUACACAUGAACUCUGCCCAGAAGAACGUCAUCAUAUUCGAGAAAGAAGUCUUUCUGUUGUCAACAUGUUUUUGGAUGAAAUGGCUAAGGAAGCAAAAAAUAUUAUUACAACUAUUUGUGAUGAACAGUGUAAUAUGAGCGACAAACUGUUACCAAAACAUUGUGCUCUAUUGAUCUCACAAGUGGUGAAUCGGAAAAAGAAGGAUAAAAAUAAGAAAAAUAUGUAUGAAAUCCAUAAGCCUGGUAUAGAAAGUUAUAGGAAAACAAGAGAAGAACUGACCACAAUGGAUAAACUUCAUAUGGCAUUAACAGAAUCAUGUUACGCUAUUAAUUAUUGUCCUACUAUUAAUGUAUGGGAAUAUACUUUUGCGCCAAGAGAAUAUCUGCAUCAGCAUUUAGAAUCAAGAUUUGCCAGAGCACUUGUUGGAAUGGUUAUGUACAAUGCAGACACUAGUGAAAUUGCUAAACCAUCGGAACUGUUUGUUAGUGUUCGAUCUUAUAUGAAUGUCCUUCAAACCGUUGAAAAUUAUGUACACAUAGACAUUACACGGGUUUUCAACAAUGCUCUCCUUCAGCAGACUCAAGAAUUAGACAGCCACGGUGAUAAGACUAUUGCAUCUUUAUACACACAAUGGUAUUCAGAUGUUUUACUAAGAAGAGUUAGCGCUGGGAAUAUUUGUUAUUCGAGUAAUCAAAGAGCAUUUGUUAGUUUAUCAGUGGAGGGGGCGAUACCUUUUAACGCAGAAGAAUUUUCUGAUAUCAAUGAAUUGAGAGCACUAGCUGAACUCAUUGGACCAUAUGGUAUGAAGAUGUUAAGUGAGAACUUAAUGUGGCAUAUAGCGAGUCAAGUGCAACAACUAAAGAAACUGGUUGCUGGAAACAAAGAUGUUCUUAUCUCUCUAAGAACCAACUUUGAUAAACCGGAAGUAAUGAAAGAACAAUUCAAGAGAUUGCAGCAAGUAGAUAACGUACUACAACGAGUUACAAUUAUAGGUGUAAUUUUAAGUUUCCGACAGCUAGCACAGUCUGCGUUAGUCGAUGUCUUGGAAGAACGCAUACCGUUUCUUUUGAGCUCGAUCUUAGACUUCAGGCAUCAUUUACCUUCUGGAGAUCCCAUGCGGGUUGUUUCGGAAAUGACAUCAGCAGCUGGUUUAAAUUGUAAAGUUGAUCCCACGUUAACAGCGGCGUUAAGAAGCCAGAAAGCGGAAGUUGAUGAAGACGAACAUUUAUUAGUUUGUUUGCUGAUGGUCUUCGUUGCGGUUUCAAUUCCAAAACUGGCUCGAAAUGAUAACUCUUUCUACCGUGCAUCCCUGGAAGGCCACUCUAAUAAUAUACAUUGUAUGGCAACAGCUAUAAACAAUAUUUUCGGUGCAUUAUUUACUAUUUGCGGGCAAAAUGAUAUCGAAGAUAGAAUGCAAGAAUUCCUUGCUUUGGCAUCAUCCAGCUUACUUAGACUGGGUCAGGAAGCGGACAAAGAAGCAAUUAAAAAUAGGGAAUCAGUGUACCUUUUGUUGGACCAAAUUGUCCAAGAAUCACCGUUCUUAACGAUGGAUUUAUUAGAAAGUUGCUUCCCGUAUGCAUUGAUACGAAAUGCGUACCACGAUGUGUACAAGCUUGAACAUUCACAGCCAUAAAAGUAUUGAUAAGGGAUGUGUAUACUUUUGCUUGCCACUCACGACUACUUUUUUACGUCCAGU
Molecule: messenger RNA, 3634 nt
Organism: Dufourea novaeangliae
Lineage: Eukaryota; Metazoa; Arthropoda; Insecta; Hymenoptera; Halictidae
Gene: Hem
Product: membrane-associated protein Hem
Exons: 2
Coding region: 203-3571 (1122 amino acids)
Biological process (GO): cell projection assembly; cortical actin cytoskeleton organization; cell morphogenesis
Cellular component (GO): SCAR complex
Source: RefSeq, a predicted model, not a curated record